GAGUAUUUGUCAAUCUGGUAAUAUGUAUAUAUAUAUAUAUAUAUAUAUAUAUAUAUAUAUACAUGUUUAUUAAUGGCAAAUGGUAGCCGGCAUUCUGUACAAUUAGUUUAAUCUUGAGGUUGUCUUUUUCUGUAUUGCGUCGUUUCAAAACCUCUUUUGUGUUUCUGUUGUAACUUGUAUCCUAUUAAAUUCUGCAUAAACAGGAAACUGAAAUACUUCUGUUUUUUAAGGACUGUUGGUAUUUCAUAUAAAACCAAUCGAAGGUCAUUGAAAGUACGUAGAAGAGGUGUUGCAAAGACGUUUUAGACGAAGAACAAUAUAUAUACUCUUAAGAGAAAAUGAGUUGUUUCUCGUGUUUCUCUUCAAAAAUUUUGGAAAAUGAAGGUUCUUCCAUGCCUGCUCCGUAUAGGCAAACAGGCUCACCUAAGAGAACAAGAGUAGUGGCCAAUAAUGCACCCUCGCAAUCGAACAACAUCGAGGCUCAGGGUUUCUCAUUCCGUGAGUUAGCCACCGCUACAAAUAAUUUCAGGCUAGAGAACCUCAUUGGCGAAGGCGGCUUCGGGCGGGUCUAUAAAGGAAAGCUCGACAAGACAGGACAGAUCGUGGCAGUGAAACAGCUUGAUAGGAAUGGACUACAAGGACAAAAAGAGUUCUUGGUCGAGGUGUUGAUGCUUAGUCUUCUUCAUCAUUCGAAUCUUGUGAACCUAAUUGGCUACUGCGCUGAUGGAGACCAAAGACUUCUUGUUUACGAAUAUAUGCCUCUUGGAUCCGUCGAAGACCAUCUCCUCGAUCUUGAACCGGAUCAGAAACCACUAGACUGGAACUCGCGUAUUAAGAUCGCUUUGGGAGCAGCAAAAGGACUUGAGUAUCUCCAUGACAAAGCCAAUCCUCCAGUGAUUUAUCGAGAUCUUAAAUCAUCAAAUCUAUUGCUUGACCAAGAUUUCGACACAAAACUGUCGGAUUUUGGUUUAGCAAAGCUUGGUCCUACUGGAGACACACUACAUGUGUCUUCCCGAGUUAUGGGAACUUACGGUUACUGUGCUCCUGAGUAUCAGAGAACCGGCCAUCUUACGGUUAAAUCAGAUGUUUAUAGUUUUGGAGUUGUGCUGUUGGAAUUGAUAACAGGAAGACGAGUUAUCGACACAAUGAGACCUAGUCAUGAAAUAAAUUUGGUUACUUGGGCGCAACCAAUUUUCAGAGACCCAACUAGAUUCCCACAGCUAGCUGAUCCAUUGCUUCGAGGCGAAUUUCCAGAAAAGAGUUUAAACCAAGCUGUAGCUGUAGCGGCAAUGUGCCUGAAUGAAGAACCUAUGGUUAGACCACUAAUCAGCGACGUUGUUACAGCCCUCAGCUUCCUUGGUGCAUCUUCCGAUUUUUCCAACGCUGAUUCUAGCCAUUUACAACAAAAUCCAUCAGAGAUAUAUCAUGAUGCAGUUCAGUGGGAUUCAAGUCCUAGAUAAAGUUAUUUGCUCAUGUAGACAUUUUAAUACGAUAUGACCCAACAAUUCAGAACAUAUUGUAUGUUUCUUCCGUUUGAAAUAUUCAUUUAAUUUAUUUUUCAUUUACGUUGUUUUUA
Brassica napus (rape) is the source of this 1576-nucleotide messenger RNA. RefSeq names its product probable serine/threonine-protein kinase PBL25. Gene Ontology annotation, molecular function: ATP binding; protein kinase activity. The record is from RefSeq and is a predicted model, not a curated record. Bases 339 to 1460 code for a protein of 373 amino acids. The transcript has 5 exons. Gene Ontology annotation, biological process: protein phosphorylation. Lineage: Eukaryota; Viridiplantae; Streptophyta; Magnoliopsida; Brassicales; Brassicaceae.